CGGAUCCGCUGUAAAUCCAAAACGCAUGAUCAUUUUCUUUUUCCUCGCACAAAAGGUUCUCUAAAACCUUAACCCCAGCGACCCGUCAGCACAUCGAGCGCCAUGGACAUGGAGAUCGAUACCCGGAAAGAAGAACUUCAGAUCAAAGACGAUGACCUCUUCAGAGCCGCGGAAUCCGGAGACGCCUCGACUUUCAAAUCUCUCUCUCAGGAGCAGCUCUCCAGAGCUCUCUCUCUGAGGAACGAGGACAGCCGGUCCCUCCUCCACGUGGCCGCAUCUUCUGCUCAAUCCGAGGUGUUAAAGGUAUUGUCGGCAAUUGACGAAUCAAAAAGUGUGAUAAACAGUGCAGAUGAAGAAGGGUGGGUGCCUCUUCAUUCGGCAGCUAGCAUUGGGAAUUCAGAAAUAGUAGAAAUUUUAUUAAGCAGAGGAGCUGAUGUCAAUUUGAAAAAUAGCGGUGGUCGCACUGCUCUUCACUAUGCCGCCAGUAAGGGGUGGCUGAAGAUUGCUGAAAUUCUAAUCUCGCAAGGGGCAAAGAUUAAUCUGAAGGACAAGGUUGGUUGCACCCCAUUGCAUCGGGCAGCUAGCACGGGCAACUCAGAAUUGUGUGAAUUUUUAAUUGAGGAAGGAGCAGAGGUUGAUGCUGUUGAUAAAGCUGGUCAGACUUGUCUUAUGAAUGCAGUUAUUUGCCAUAACAAAGAGAUAGCUCUCCUUUUAGUAAGGCAUGGAGCAGAUGUAGAUGUGGAAGACAAGGAAGGAUACACUGUGCUUGGUCGAGCUUCAGAUGAUUUUAGACCAUUGCUAGUUGAUGCUGCUAAGGCCAUGCUAGAAGGAUGAAUUUCUUCCUGAAUAGCAUAUUAGGAGAGGGAAUUCCAAGUUAAGUGGAUGAAGUGUGCUUUGUGAAUAAAUUCGACAUAAGUUGUGCAAAAAGCACGAAAAUUCACCGUACAGCUUACAUUUAAACCGUCGUUGAGAUUGAAUACGAAGUUACGAACAAUGAAAGGAACUAGGAUUUUUCUUGAUUUAAUCAUAACAGAGACUAUGCUGAUAGCUAUAUUUAGGUGGAAAUUACUUGCUGCGAUUUAAUU
Messenger RNA from Corylus avellana, 1085 nucleotides. Its product is annotated as Ankyrin repeat family protein. Gene Ontology annotation, molecular function: protein binding. NCBI's taxonomy places the organism in Eukaryota, Viridiplantae, Streptophyta, Magnoliopsida, Fagales, Betulaceae. The record is from RefSeq and is a predicted model, not a curated record.